This is a messenger RNA of Saccostrea echinata, 1718 nucleotides long. RefSeq lists its product as uncharacterized. The record is from RefSeq and is a predicted model, not a curated record. Gene Ontology annotation, molecular function: metal ion binding. Bases 49 to 1452 code for a protein of 467 amino acids. The transcript is spliced from 13 exons. NCBI's taxonomy places the organism in Eukaryota, Metazoa, Mollusca, Bivalvia, Ostreida, Ostreidae.
UGAUUGUGUUUAAAAAAAAUGAUCUGAUAUUUUGCAUAGAAUGAUAUAAUGACAUCAGUGAAACUUGAGGGAAGGCUGAUUACUCCGGCAGUCGUCCAAGGUUUAACUGAUGUAUUUACUUCGACGAAUUUUACACUUUUGAAAAACAGAUGGAUAUCGGAUGAUGAGGUGUCUACUUGUCAGUGGUGUAAAAACAAGUUCAAUCAGUUGAGGAGAAAGCAUCACUGCCGCCAAUGUGGAAAUGUUUUUUGCAGCAAGUGCUGUAAUGAAAAGAUUCCACUACCACAGCUCGGUUUGGAGGAUCCAGAGAGAGUGUGUGAGUCUUGUCGUCCUGUGACAGAGUACAUCACAAAGUCACUCUCCCCUCUACAGAAUUUUAAAUCAGAAGCUGCAGUUAACCUUGUGAAUCAAUGUGGAGAAAUCACAGGACUCUGUAAGGUUGUUGAACUUGGUGGUGUUCAGGCAUUAAUAAUGUUAGCAAAGAGUGAUAUUCCUGUUAUACAGGGUAAGGUUAUCACUGGUCUUCAGAUCCUGUCCACCCAUCAACCGCUUCACAGAUACCUGGCAGAUGCUGGAGCAAUCAAAGCCAUCUGUAGCAUACUGUCAAAGACGGCUAUGUCCUUUGAGCAGACCCUAGUGGAGGGGAUCAGCACACUGAAAAUCUUCUGUAGACUCCCUGAUCUGAAGAGUAAAGCUCUAGAGGAUGGCGCCCUGGAACCAGUCCUGCGAUUGAGCUGUACGUCUGACUGUAAUGCCGUCUCACUUGUAGCAGUGAGCACGCUCAGUCUGAUAGCAGAGGAUACAAGUACGCACAACAAAAUCCUAGAGAGUCCACUCAACGUUUUAACUUCUGUAUGUUCCCUGGCUGGCUCACAAGAUGAACAGAUGCAGGAAGUUGCAUUGAAAACCAUUUGUUUCCUUUCUUUGGGUUCAAACUGGCAGAAGCAUAGGAUUGUACAGGAGGACUUCACUGCUGGCCGUUCCAUACAGAAAGCCAUCAGAGGAAAUCCCAAAAACAAGCAGGUGCUCUGUAAUGCUGCCUGUCUCAUAGCUAACCUGGCUACAAGUAGUGAAGACCAGGGAGGUUUACAAGAUUUAUUAGAUGGACUGGGAGAGUUACUAAAAAGAGAUGAUACCAACCCCGACUUACAGAGUCAUACAGCCAGAGGACUAGCAAACUUUGCCAGGUUCCAGCAAAAUGCCAGCAAGAUUAAAAACAUGUUGCCAGUGAUAAUAUUCAAAUGUUUGAAGUCCCCUAACAGCCAUGUUAAGAUGCAUGCAAUGAGAGCUAUCUUUAAUGUGAUGUCUAUCAACCCCACUGACACUUGCAGUGAGCUUCUCAGAGACGGGGCUGGUGAGCUGUUGGAGGGGCUGUCCAGACUGAAGGGACUGACCAGCGCUAUACAGGACGCUCUGCUGGCCCAGGCUCCGGACCUCGUCAAACCGUUAUAACAGGACCAUGACAAGCGAUCACUCAGAUAUAGCUAGGAUCGGAUUGGAAGUGUGAAAUCAUCAAUCUCCCGUUCAAUAGGUGCAUAGACGGCAAAUUCUUGCAUUUUACUGAAAACAUCUGUUUUGUGAUAUACAUGUAAUUGGAUGAUAUUUUUUUGGAAACAGAUGUUUGAUGUUUUCUUUAACAGCUGUUUAAUGUAAACCGUUUGAAAUACUUAAAACAGUUUAAUGACAUAAAUCAAAGUUUAUUCUUUAGUUAAUGCAUU